UAUAAUAAAUCUACAAAUUGCAACGGUGGAUGUAAUUAUGACAAAGUUAGGGGGUUUUCGUAAAUAGACCACCCGUCAAAAUUAGUUUAUUAGUGAAAAUCGAUCACCACCGAGAUCUCGCUAGAAAUAGUAAUCCAACGGUCACUAGGCGGUUCCCACUUUCCAACAAUUUCCCACAUAUUUCUUCCCGCUCCAAUUCCAGAAAACCCCCAAAUCGAAUCCUAGAGAGAGAGAGAUAGAAGAGAGAGAGAACUGAUGUGCGGAAGAGCACGGUGUACUCUGAGGUCCGACGACUUCCGGCGGGCCUGCCAUCUCGACGGCCGGCCAGUCCGUCACCAGAAUAUGGACCGGUACCGUCCGUCGCACAACGUUGCGCCAGGGUUCAACGUGCCGGUGGUUCGUCGCGACGAUGAAGGAGAUGGCGGCGGCGCCGUUUUACACUGCAUGAAAUGGGGGCUGAUUCCGAGCUUCACUAAGAAAACCGAAAAGAUAGACCACUUCAGGAUGUUUAAUGCUCGGUCUGAAUCGAUAAGAGAGAAGGCUUCUUUUCGUCGACUUCUUCCAAAGAAUAGAUGUUUGGUGUCUGUUGAGGGAUUUUAUGAAUGGAAAAAAGACGGUUCGAGAAAGCAACCUUACUACAUACACUUCAAGGAUGGUCGUCCCCUGGUUUUUGCUGCUCUGUUCGACUCCUGGGAAAAUGCAGAAGGAGAAAUCCUUUAUACCUUCACUAUUUGUACAACUUCGUCAUCGUCGUCUCUGGAAUGGCUUCAUGACAGGAUGCCAGUUAUCCUACGGAACAAAGAAUCAACCGAUUGCUGGCUGAACGAUUCUUCCUUGUCCAAUUUCGAUAAAAUUCUCAAACCAUAUGAAGAUGAAGAUUUGGCUUGGUACCCAGUGACUAGUGCAAUGGGAAAGCUUUCUUUUGAUGGGCCAGAAUGCAUUAAGGAGGUAAAAACGGAGGAGUCCAAAACAAUCUCACAGUUCUUCUCAAAGAAAGUAGCAAAUGCAUCACAGAAGCCAAAUCUCGAAAAAAGCCCCGUUAAAGAACUUGCUGAAGCCAGUGAGGCGAUAAGUGUGAAAGAGGAACACGAAAGCCAGCCAACGCUUGACAGCACCAGACUGAAGGACGAAGACAUUGAAAAUUACGAGCAGAAAAGUGUGCAAGAGGAACCCGAAAUAAGCCAAGAUGACUGCCCGAAAUUGAUUAUUAAGAAAGACGACGCUGAAAAUACGAGCAAUAUUUCUUCUAUAGAGAAGCAAUAUACUGGGGAGAUGCUCCGUGCUCAUGCUAAGCCAUUUGCUAAAGAAAACGAAAAGCAAAAUGUGGGUCCCGCCAGAAAGAGAAGUAAAACUGCCAAUGAUAAACAACAACCCACUCUUUUUUCGUACUUUGGGAGAAGCUAAUCACUUGUUAGGUCUUUUGUUUUUUGUUGUACUGACGAAGCCGAGUUACUUAGGCGAACCGAUGACAACUUUUGUGUAUGUAUUAUCUGUCUUUAGGCUGUCUGUAAUGUAUGAAAUUCGGUGGUGCUGUGAUCUGCAGAUAGUGUGGACGCUCCACAGUUUUGGAUACUUUAGUUAGAUAGGAUCUCUGUUGAGAGGUCAUUUGUGUAUUAAUAUGACUUAACCAAAAGUUCCGAGAAGAAGAUCGGAACUUAACAUGAAAGAGAAAAAAAAAAAAAAA
This is a messenger RNA of Erythranthe guttata (spotted monkey flower), 1684 nucleotides long. Its product is annotated as embryonic stem cell-specific 5-hydroxymethylcytosine-binding protein. Gene Ontology annotation, biological process: protein-DNA covalent cross-linking repair. Gene Ontology annotation, molecular function: single-stranded DNA binding. The record is from RefSeq and is a predicted model, not a curated record. Lineage: Eukaryota; Viridiplantae; Streptophyta; Magnoliopsida; Lamiales; Phrymaceae.